CAAAUGCACAUUCAUUGACAUCCAAAUAUAUUAUAAGACGUUAAAAACUUCGUCUUAACUUCCAAUGCAUGUAAAACACAACAUGGAGGGGAAGACAGUAGCAGGGAAUCAUGAAGAAAAGGGAAGAGACACUCGGUACAGGGGGAUUCGAAGGCGGCCAUGGGGUAAGUUUGCAGCGGAGAUACGUGACCCGUCAAGAAAUGGGGCACGCUUAUGGCUAGGAACAUUUGACACAGCAGAAGAAGCCGCACGAGCAUAUGACCGAGCUGCUUAUGCUUUCCGGGGUCAUUUAGCCAUUCUCAACUUCCCAAAUGACCAUCAAUACCAUCAAAGUCCGAGCUCUUCUUGGCCAUCAAGCUCUUCUUCUUCAUUGACUUCGUCCUCAACUGAUAUACGCAAGAAUGAAGAACCAAAGGGUACUGCCGGACAACAAGGAGAAGUUAUAGAGUUGGAGUAUUUGGACAAUACUUUAUUGGAGGAGCUUCUUGAAACCCAGAAGGAUACGCGAGGAAAAGGCAACGACGUGAUCUGAUGCGCAUCAAAAUAAAAAAAUAUGAUUAAUUAUAUUAAGUUGAUUAAUUAAUUGAGUUGGGACAUGAAAUUAAAAUGAUGGUCAUGCUCAUGAUCUUGUAUUAUUUUUAUUUAAUUGCUUUGUCGGUUUUUCUUUUUUUUUUUUUUUUUUGGACUUUUUUUUAAAUGCAAAAGAAAAUGCUAGAAUAUUCAUUCUCCCCUAUAGCUUAUGAUCAUGGCGAGUGUAUAUUCUCGAAGAAUUAGUCUCGGCUCUGUUUGGUUACACAGUUUAAAUAA
This is a messenger RNA of Carya illinoinensis, 807 nucleotides long. Its product is annotated as ethylene-responsive transcription factor ERF098-like. The transcript has a single exon. The record is from RefSeq and is a predicted model, not a curated record. Gene Ontology annotation, biological process: ethylene-activated signaling pathway; regulation of DNA-templated transcription. Bases 65 to 532 code for a protein of 155 amino acids. Gene Ontology annotation, molecular function: DNA binding; DNA-binding transcription factor activity. NCBI's taxonomy places the organism in Eukaryota, Viridiplantae, Streptophyta, Magnoliopsida, Fagales, Juglandaceae.